ACCUAAUUAAGAUUUGCCUGUUUCAGAUUAAUUAGAUUAAGCUGAAGAUAAGGUUGGAGACGAGAUAGGUAUCAAUCCAGAGUUUGAAGAUGGAUAAAGCGGAUAAUUGCCCCCCGAUUGAGUCUGGAAAAUCUGAUAAAAAAGAUGCCAGUCAUGUGCUCUCUAACUCUGCUUAUCUGACAGAGAGAGAUGUUUGUAGCAUGUACUUGAAAAAUACUGAGGACCAAAGAGAUAAGAUUUCCGAGUUUUCGUCAAAUUUGUCUUAUAUUUUGUACUCCCCUCGUAUCUCAAUGACCAAUGGACCAGAAGGGAUCUUGUUUCAGUUUCCUAGCCCUGAACUCCUGGAUAGAUAUCUGAACAGGUAUUGCACCAGUAUCAGCAACACACUAGAAAAGAUCAAAAGCCUUCCCCAACGGUUCAGAAUUGUUAAGAAGGCGGGUCAAUUUCAAGUUCGCUGUAUCAUAAGUAAGAAAUUGGAUGAGUAUCAACGUUUUGUUGAGAAGGAAGGAGGAACUAUUGAAGACUUAAAUGAUCCGGCUACAAUUGGAUUUCCAAACAAGAUAUCUGUGUUUUUGCUCCAUCUGAAAUUCCGUGUUGGUGUACAAAUCAAACAUGCUUGCAUCCGGCACGUGAACUGCUCAGAGUGUGCUAGAUCUGGGGGUGGCUGGCGAAACCAUACUCCUCCUACCUCAAGCACCAAAUCUAACCCCGCCCUUAUAAUAAACUUGCAGAGCUUGAAUCCUGGCCCGAACCAUUCAGUUUCAAGUACUCCUUCUCUGGCAUACCCUACUCCCUCUAAACUCGUAUCCAGUCCUGUAAAGUCUACUCCCCAAGUAGAGGGACCAGAUUCACCAGAUAAAGAGGUCCGUGAGAAACCUCAUGGAGUUCGAGAGGUCGCGGAGGAACCUCCUGGAGUCCGAGUGGUUGUGGAGAAACCUACUGGGGCUCGAAAGAUCCCUGAAAAACCUCCCGGAUUUCUAGAGGUCGCGGAGAAACCUCAUGGAGUCCGAGAGGUUGCGGAGAAUCCUCCUGCAGUCCGAGAGGUCGUGGAGAAACCUCCUGGGGCUCGAAAGGUCCCUGAGAAACCUCCUGGAGUUCGAGAGGUCGCGGAGGAACCUCCUGGAGUCCGAGAGGUCACGGAGAAACCUCCUAAAGUCCAGGAGGUCGUGGAGAAACCUCCUGGGGCUCGAAAAGUCCCUGAGAAACCUCGUAGAGUUCGAGAGGUCGCGGAGAAACCUCCUGGAGUGCCGAGGCCAUUUGUGAAGAAUGAGCCUGCUAUCUUGACUGAAAAGGAUUUGUGCAGCAUGAUUUUCAGAAAAAGUAAAAAUUUCACGGGUGAGGUGAGAGCUCUUAAUUUAAAUAUCACAAGGCUAAUAAAGCUGUAUCCGAUCUGGAUUGCUAACAAUGAGGAUGGAAUUGUAUUUCAGUUUCCAAGUUUAGACACUCUAAAACGUGUUCUCAACAAAGAAUGUAUCAAUGGCAGUACUUCUUUAAACCAGAUCAGAAACUUGCCUCAAAGAUUUAUGUUCAUCAAGCGUUGUCAAUUUUUCCAGGUCAUGAUCUAUACAACAAAUAGACUUGACGAAAUAUCCUCUUAUCUCCAGAAAAAUGGAGGAAUGUUUGUCUUUGACGACAAAUGUGAACCUCGUAUGAUCGGGUUUACUGAAAUUAGUUCAGCAUUUAUCUUUCUUCAACGAUUCUCCCACUGGAACCCUAAAAUUAAUCUGUCUUGUAUCAAAGAACUAGUAUGUGAUUCCAAACCUAGUAAACCCAUUUCCAGUUACAAUAAAACCCUGGUGGUCCCAAAUUUAAGUUCUCCACAUUCCCAUACAAAUCAUGGCAAUGCUUCAGAUACAACUGAAUUUACUUCACAAGCUACUGUUCCGAUUGGAAGCAUCCUAGGUUCUGAUACCACUGAACCUCAUGCCAAGCCAGCUCAGGCUACCAUUGAAACUAUUGGUAUGGAUAGCAGUGAACCCUCUGCACAAGUUGAUGAACCUGCUGAACUGCACCAAAUUCAUCCCGAAGAUACUGGGGAAUCCAGCACUGAAGAAAAAGAUGAACUGAGACUAGUUAGUGUACACAACGAGUGUGUGGAGAUAAAAUCAGAUUUCCUUUUUCAUCCCAACUCCGUCUGCUUUCUGUAUCCUGUAGAAAUUGAUAUCAGAGACAAAAACCAGCAAGAUAUCGACCUCAGUCUAUUCCCUAAGUUUGGCCCUGUUACCAGGAUAAGCAUGACUAGGAAUGGGUUUCUCCGGGUCUGGUAUACAAGUCGGGGUGAUGCUAGUAGUGCUGUAAAGCAGCUCAAGGAUAAAUAUCCCAUUCAAGCUCUGCGGAUUGAACAUGUAUGCUACCCCCAGGAACAAGAAGAAGAAUCUAUCUACAUUGUAGAUGAUGAUACUGAGCUAAUGAUUCUCUUCAGGUCCACUAACAAGAAGGAAGAUAUAAGCAGGGAUUUCCCGGGAUCCAGGAUUUACAAGGAUGAAAAGAUAAUCUUUGACAAGGGUUGGAUUCUCCUGUUUGAUGAUCCUUCACUUCUCUUCCAGGCAUUGUAUGCCCUGCUAAGGGACAGUCAGUAUGAGGAUGUUGAUGUUCAACCACUUAGCUCUAUAUAUCCGGAGCUGAGGGAGGAUGAGAUGGGUCUCUAUACACUAGAGAUAGAUCUUGAAUCCUACUCCACGAUACAGGUUCUUGGUGAUGCAAAAAUGGAAGGAGAGCUGGCAAGCUUCAAGAAAAGUGCAAUGUCAACAGAACCAAAAACAAUUUUGAUACAGUAUAAAACCAAGAGAGAGGCUCUAAGAAGCAUACUGUACAUGAGAAGCAAAUAUACUGUACAUUGUACAUCAAUUACCGAGAAUUCCUAAGUAGUGGAAGGUAUGGCUGGUAUUGAGGGAAAAGGAGGAAGAUAUUCAUCACUAGAAGAAAAAAACACUAUUUCAGCAAAAA
Molecule: messenger RNA, 2946 nt
Organism: Eurytemora carolleeae
Lineage: Eukaryota; Metazoa; Arthropoda; Copepoda; Calanoida; Temoridae
Exons: 10
Coding region: 90-2864 (924 amino acids)
Source: RefSeq, a predicted model, not a curated record